Molecule: messenger RNA, 614 nt
Organism: Armigeres subalbatus
Lineage: Eukaryota; Metazoa; Arthropoda; Insecta; Diptera; Culicidae
Gene: Vti1b
Exons: 2
Coding region: 93-431 (112 amino acids)
Biological process (GO): retrograde transport, endosome to Golgi; intra-Golgi vesicle-mediated transport; regulation of protein localization to plasma membrane
Cellular component (GO): Golgi apparatus; ER to Golgi transport vesicle membrane; late endosome membrane
Molecular function (GO): SNAP receptor activity; SNARE binding
Source: RefSeq, a predicted model, not a curated record
UGUUUUUGUUUUGUACAAAGGGAGGAGUGAAUCGUUUGUUUCAGUUUUAGGUUCCUAAUUAAAAAUUGAUACCGUCAAAAUUGCCAAUAAAAAUGGGAGACUUCAAUUGGGACGACCACAACCGCCGGCAGGUGCUAGAAGGGCGUCAAAUACUAGAGCGAACGUCAGCCAGCCUUGCUCGAUCGAAUCAGAUUGCAAUCGAAACCGAAAACACAGGUCAUGAGGUGAUAUCGGAGCUGGAAGUCCAGCGGGAAUCUUUGCUGCGCAGUCAGCGACGUCUGGAGAAUGCCAACGACGGUCUGGCAAAAUCGAGCUCCAUUCUGCGGGCCAUGCAUAGGAAUGUGCUGUACAACAAGCUGAUUCUGAUACUGAUUAUCGUGAUGGAAGUGCUGAUACUGGUUGGGCUGUUGUUUAUUAAGCUGAGCCACUGAGAUCAAAAUUGUAAAGCAUUAGAACUAAGUAUAACAAUUUUGUUUGCAAGUUCGUACUUUUCCAAACAAUAAUUUGCUUGGAAAUCAUAAUCAAAUUAAAAGAUAUACCUUUAUAUACAUCCGCAAUUAAUCUUUGUAAUUAUGGCCUUUGGCUAGAAAUUAUCAAAUAUAUAUAAAAAAGUA